AUGGCCGGCGCGGCGCCCGCUCUCCCGACCUUCCUCCGGCCGCGGCCGCCCCCGCCUCUCCACCACCGGUGCCCUCCUCCGUCCCGCCUGCACCCUGUCAAGCCCGCCGUGCUCCUCUCCCCUAUCUCAGCCGUGGAGAAGACGAAGGGCGCCGCUGCUUCGGAGGCCGUCGAGGUCGAGCUGGAGGGGAUGCCGUCGGAGUUCUACGACGAGGAGUGGCAAGCCAAUCAGCGAGAGAGGACUAAGGAAUGGCAUGCAUAUCGUCAGAAAGAGGAAGACGAGGAGGAAACUAAAUCAAAUGAAUACCGAGAGAUUGGGAUGCGUAUGAAAGCAUACCCACAGGAAGAAGUCUGCAAAGCUAGGGUUUUAGUUUCAAGUUUCAUCAGAGCCGGUGAAGAUGUUGAAAAGGUAAUUGAGAAGGCUGCUGAAAGAGGAGAGCUUACCGAACUUGUUCUCAUGGUCAUUUGGAAUCGACUUGAUGUUGCUCGGCGUGAUGAUGAGAAGGAUGCCAUCAGAAGCCUUGAUCUCUUGUAUAGAAGGGUAGAGACAGAGAUUUUAAGAAGCGAAGCAACUCCUGCCAUGAGAUUACUCGAUGAACUUUUGAAUAUUCAUGAUGGGUCAGAUGAUGACAAAUGGCUAAAGACAUGCAGAAAGCACAUGAUUGAAGCUUUUCCAAGAGAAGACCCAUUCACCAUGGUCUUUCCUGCUGGAUUCAACAUGGAGAAACAUGACGGGCAGAUCAAGCUGCCUCCUCAAGGCGAUGAUGUUCUUCUGAGAGUUGAUUUUGUCAGGGAAGUCGAUGAGCUGCUAAAAGAAGUUCAAGCUGAACAAGAAAAUAAUAAGCUUCAAACUGGAUAUGACCCAGGAUCUGUCGCGACAAUGUUGAAACAGCAAGAGAAGAUGCGGACUAUACGCCAAGUGGAAGCCCUCUUGGAGUUGGCUGCCACUCUGAAGUGGUGAGGGCUGAGGAGUAUCAUUUUCAUGUGUGCCUAGACUCUAGAAGCCAUUGACCCGGGUCCAUGGAUGAUUCCACUGGAGCACUGCAUUUAAGCUGAUUCUUUGGUUUCUGCUAGUUAUAGCUUAGAACUUGUUUAUUUAGAGUAGAGAAAAUGCCAUUAUUCCCCCGCCAGAAAUGUACAUUUAUGUGUGUGUGGAGUGGAGAUAAAUAGCGAUGCAGGAUCUGCAUACCGAGUGGGUUUCGUGCAAUUGGAUGCUCCUAGUUCAAUUAUAUUUGCACUGUUG
Lolium rigidum is the source of this 1242-nucleotide messenger RNA. RefSeq names its product protein PALE CRESS, chloroplastic. The record is from RefSeq and is a predicted model, not a curated record. NCBI's taxonomy places the organism in Eukaryota, Viridiplantae, Streptophyta, Magnoliopsida, Poales, Poaceae. Gene Ontology annotation, cellular component: etioplast; proplastid; chloroplast. Bases 1 to 960 code for a protein of 319 amino acids. The transcript is spliced from 7 exons. Gene Ontology annotation, biological process: chloroplast organization; leaf morphogenesis; chloroplast mRNA processing.